AUGAAACGAAACAUGACGUUCACGCUUGUGCUUCUCUUGUAUGUCCUGCUUAUGAUGUUCGUCACCGCCCUAUUGGUGUUGCACAGUGGGCAAGGGUUGUAUACCUACAACCUUUGCCUUGCAACUACCUGGGUUUGUCUCGUCCUCUAUGCGUUGACAAAAAGCGUAAUCUACAUCUUUCUUGUCGAGCGCAUUCAUGUCGUUCGCGCACCGUAUGUCACUCGCCGUCGUGAUUGGGUUUACAUUGGGAGCAUGCUGUUCAUGAUGACCGCCUCAUCCGGUAUCGUCAUCAACGCCUGGCUUCAUCCUUACACCGCCAUGGAUCCCACAACGGGGCGAUGCCACACGGGAAUUCAAAGGAAGGUCACGGUGCCUUUCCUGAUCAUCGACAUCGUUAUGGACAUUGUCCUCACUUUGGUUUUCUUCUAUCUUCUUCAGCCAGUGCUCAAAGAAAACGGAAACUGGAGCUUUUCAAUUAUUUUCAGCAGUAGUAAAACACGGGCGGGAAUGGUUGAGAUAGAAGGGAGCAGAGAUACCGCGGUGCAAAGGAGCAUUCGAGCACUGCUGCAGAAGAGCAUCAUAGGAGCGCUUGGCAUUACGAUUGUCACUCUGGUCCUUUUCAUCGUACAAUACUUCUUUGUGGAAGGGAAAGGCGUCGCCUUGGUUUGCAGUAGCAUCUGCCUUGUGGAUGUAUUCUGGGGCUACGUCGUCAUCCAUUGGCUCACCGAUGGAGCAUCCACCGAGGCAGAAAAGGACAUCAGCUGCUCUUCUAGGCUGACAAUUUCGGGGCAGAGAGUUGAUCACAUCCCGGCAUGA
Bipolaris victoriae FI3 is the source of this 816-nucleotide messenger RNA. RefSeq lists its product as hypothetical. Bases 1 to 816 code for a protein of 271 amino acids. Lineage: Eukaryota; Fungi; Ascomycota; Dothideomycetes; Pleosporales; Pleosporaceae. The record is from RefSeq and is a predicted model, not a curated record. The transcript is spliced from 3 exons.